AGUUGCGUUGGGAAGAGAACGGAGUUCCGUCAUUCGAAGCCCGCCAACAGAGGAGCGAGCAGCCACGGUACGGGAGCACGUUCGGUACAGUUGUAAAUUCGCGAAAAAAAAAAAUCUGAUAAAUCACCCCCUCUCCCCAGACAAACACCGCGGUGUCUGUUUAUCACCUGCUUAAUACCAUCGAUGAUAAAAUAAAAGAGUGGUGCCACUGACAAUUCCCGUGUAACCGUGAUUCAUUGAGGGUGAGAGGUCAAUUUCACGAUGACAACAACAACAAUGAUGAUGAUGUCAAUGAUGAUCAUAACGAUCAUGAUAAUACUCUGAAUGCUCCUGUGACUGUGAAAACAAUGCAUCAACUCUAAUAAUCUUUAAUAAUCUCGAAUAAUCUCUAAUAAUGAUAAUCAAUAUGAUGGUGCAUCAGAACGACUGCUGUCAAUCUAGUGAUAAAAAAUUCAAUUAAUAUUUCAUUGAAUGCAAAUGCUUGUCUUCAUGCAAAUACUAUUCGGAGAUUCUACUGGAAUAGUGUCGGGGGGAAAGACUCGGUAUGAUGUUUGAUUGAUUGAUGGUAAUAUUUGAAUGUUUAGUUAGAGGAAUAAUUGGUGUGGGGUGAAGUACACCUGCUCUCGUCAAUUUGAAAUAUUUUUCUUUUUGGAGUGAUAAUCCUUGGGGGAAGGUUGUUCUGCAGUUUUGUGUGGCUGUGCACAAACAAGCCAGGCAAGUAGUGACGAAGUGGUCUGCUUGGUGCAGGGCCGAUUGGUGCCGAUUCAACACGAGUUGUAAAGUCGACGGAGAAAGAAGAACGCUACUUCAACGAGGGGUCCAUAUCUUUCCACUCGUGAAAAGGGAUAAAGAACUGAAGUGAGUGAAGGAGUGAGACAACAAAGACAUAAUAGCCCGUACUCCUGUUUUUUCACUAUAUUUGAGAUUUAUUCAGACUAAAUGAAAUCUCCCUUUGAGGUGAUUCUCCGUACGAUAUGGUGAAUGAAAAAUGAAGAAAAACUGCCGGAAGAGAAUGAAAAAAAGGGAAUCAAAUAAAACAGAGGAAAAACAAUAGCCGCUGCGAGUAUUUUUUCGACGGAAUUCGAUUGAGCGUUGCAUCCAAACGAAUUCACCGAAAUAACUUGGAUAUUGAACGAGCUAUUUGAUAAAGUGAGAUUAAUGAUAGAAUUUAAAUGUUAGAAUAAAUCAAUUGGUGAAUUUCGAUUGGUGGAGGAUCUGGGAGUUGAUGAGGGGAGAAUAUUUUGUGGGCACACAUGAUUACCGAUUUCAACGUUGUGUAUAGGGUGCAGUGUGAACAACCAGUUCUCUCUAGCUCAGAAGCUACGACAUCGCCUGUUCCUUAUGUGUAUAUGUGCAAAUCGUUGAGUCAAUGUGCACGUGUUCAGCUCCCGCGAGAGAUUCACGUAUGGGCCUGAUCCCUAUCUCCAAGUAGAAUUUAUCCAACGGUUGGUACUCCCUCGUUGGGUAGCACUUUCUUUCAUUGACAUUCAUAUCAUUUUUCACAUUUCCCCCGUGACCUGUAUCAUUGAGAAAUCAUAAUAAUACACCAAUUUUACUGUGCCAUAUUUUUUUUUAUCACUGGCUAUUCUCCUGUGCAAAUGAAAAUUUUCUGUGUUAUUCUUUCGAUCGUUCAAUAAAUUUAUUUAUGACUUUGAGUUCUGAAACUUAUUUUAUCUGUUAUUUUCUACUUAGUUGUCAUUUUUUGGGAUUGUGCUAAUCUUUAUGACUGAGUUGAUAUUUUUUGAGGUUACGAAUUUUAAUCGAUUGCAAAUUUCUUUCUUUUUGUUGAAUUGAGAAGGCUCUAUUCCUAUUUAAAAUUUACCUCAAGAACUAGAGCUGAGAGAAAAACAAUAGUGAAGGCUUGAUUAUCUCGCCGGAUAUCCGACGGGAGGCUGUGAAUUCACGUGUGAUUGUUGCAUUGUUUUGAGUGACUAAACCGCAAAAGGGAAUUACAUACAAAUUUCACUCAGCAAUUUAAAGGAUAGUGAGUGUGAUUCAAGUGUGAACGGAACUACUGGUCAUCGGUUACACUAAAAGUGGCCGAAAGACUGAAAGCUACCUUCACAUAAACAAUAAGUGUUAUCAAACGGCCUCAAGAUUCAGCCGGACGUCAUGCCUUGGUUCAUCCUAUUCCUACUGCUGCUAUCUGUGAUGGAGGCCUUCCCCAGGGAGGCCACCUGUUCACGUUUGCCGGACAUCUACUGGAACUCCACCAGCCCAAUAUUUCGAAUAGACAAUACCGAUCACAUUAUAGACGUUAACAAACAUAAUGCGGCCUUUGAAUAUGAUCAGGUCAAUAUCAUAUGUCCUGUCUAUUUGCCAGGGACUUACGACGAUGAGGCUGAGAGAUACAUCAUUUACAAUGUAUCGAAAGAGGAGUACGAGACUUGCCGGAUAACGAAUCCAAUUCCGCGUGUUAUAGCUGUAUGUGAUAAGCCCUUCAAGACAAUGUAUUUUACGAUAACAUUUAGGCCAUUCACACCACAACCCGGUGGACUUGAAUUCCUUCCUGGCCACGAUUACUACUUCAUCAGCACCUCAUCCAAGGAUGAUUUACACAGGCGCAUCGGUGGACGCUGCACAACCCACAACAUGAAGGUUGUCUUCAAGGUGUGCUGUGCAAAUGAAACCAACGGAUCACCAACAUCAACAUCCCGCAACUACUUUCCAUCAGCUGGCACCAACAGCGGCAGUAGUACAGUAUCAAGCUCAACGAGUAUUGGUAUUUCGGGUGGUAAUGGCGUCGGUAUGCCACCAUCACCACCUCCAAGUGUCUUCAAAGGUGGGGAUCGAUUCUACCCGGGAGGCAACAUCUAUCAUCAUCAACCUGGUACAGCGCCCACUCUACCCCACGGUCCCCCACCAAACUAUCCGUCACAUCCCCAUCAGCCGCCGAUUCACAAUGGACAACCGUCCUCGUCACCGCCCAAGACCUCGAUCACCCAGAAGAAGAAGAACAAGGAAUACUCGGAUCACCCGAACGAAGUUGUGAAGAACGAGGAAUUAACGUACAACGGUGCAAGCUCAUCGCAAUUACGACAUAAAAACCUGAGACUGCUGCUCGUAUCAACGAGCACACUUCUGGUCAGCAUGUGUUUGCCCUAUUUAAUGCGGUGAAGCCUCAGCUAUUCAGUGAAUAAUUCACCGAUUGAAAAGAAAGAAAAAUAAUAAUGCAAAAAAAAACCCCUUCUUCUGUGAUUAUCCUACGUUUAAUUAUUCAUUUAAAGCAAUGCAGCCAUUGGAAUGAUUAAAAAUUCCGAUGGACUAGAACGACAAAUUACAUACUAUUAAAUGAAUUAAUUAUGAGGAGUGAAAAAGAAUAAUACAUGAUAAUGUAUUCGGCCGUUGAGGUGAAGAAAAGUAAACACGAUCAAGCCAUAUUAAUAUUAAAAUGAUAUUACGUCUAGGCACUUGGUAGUUACGGCCACUAAUUAUCACUACUAUUGCAUAGUGAGAGAAGUUAAGAAUGAGGUGGUAGUUAUAUUGAUUGUCCUUAUCACGAAGAAAUAACGAAUAGAUAUUUAUUCUAAAGUACGUCGACGACACUUGAUACGGGCUAUCCACGUGUUCACGUCGAAAAAAAAAUUUUCAAAUUUACCAAUUCCGAAUUUCAACCUAUCGAAAUACGCCACUCACACGUCAAAUGCCAUGGAAAUGAGAAGACAAUGGAUUUAGAAAUGCUCUCGCUAUUAGUUUCUAUCGAAUACUUUGUAAAUAUUUUUUCCAAUAAUCCAUACGUUACUGCAUACACAAUAAUGUUGGAUUCGGUGUGAUGGGUGAGAAUAGGGUUUGGGACAGUAAUAUUCAGCGAGAAUAAUUUCUACGAUAAAUAAUUUAAUUGAUUUCUUGUUUCGAUGGCUGCAGGGAUAAAUACACUUAGGUGAUUCUGUAUUACUACACAGCGUUGAGUGAACGUAUUUCGUACUCCUGUCUCGUAAUGAAAUUAUGUAACUCAUGUAAAUAGUUGCCUAAACAAAUGUACUAUAAAAAAAUCGAUACGUGACUGGCAAGUUGAUAAAGACGAAUGGGAGAGAAAACAACUAGCCGCAUCAUUAGAAUUUUAGAUUCGUUUGAUGCACUAGCGAUUGAAUGAAUCGAAUUGUCGGUGUGAGUCUAUUCGCAGAGCCUAAAUUAACUCGAACUAAUAAGAUUUAAAUGAAAUCAAGUCCAAUGACGAACGAAUAAAAAAAGUGAAACAAAUUGUAAUAUAAUUGUACCAUAAUGCGACUUUAUCGAAUAGGCCUGUAUUAUAUUUAUUAUCAUCGAUAUCUAUUAUAUUAUUAUCACGAAAUCAGGAUGUCCAAUUCGAUAUUCCAUAUAAAUAUAUUAUAAUUAGGUAAAUAUCAAAUUGAAAAACUGAAUGAAAAAAAAAUUUGAGAUUUUUGUCUCUCUCACUUCUGACCACCCCACAUUAUUAUGAAUUAUAACCGUAACAGUUAUUAUUUUUUUGGUAUUAGCAGUCAAGAGGAAGGCAUUCGUAAUGUUCAAUUGAUUUUUCUUUGCAUAAUCAUAGUCAUUAAAAAUAGAUUCAUUACUCUAUUCUAACUAAUUUUCAAUACGUCAGUUUAAAAUCCAUAAAACAAAUAUUCCGUUAACAAGAAUGCCCGUACCUCGUGCAAUUAUUCACAACUCUGAGUAGAAUAAAUGAAAUUGCCGUUUGCCAUACGGAAACUGACGAGAGACAACCCGAAUGUCCGAUUAUUCCAGACUCACGGAGAUCUGCAGAGUAAAACACCCGGAAACGAAAAAUUAUUGUAAAUAUUGUACGUUAUGUUAAAAAAAAAAUCCCCGAGGCUAAUUUUCACCUUGGACGCGCACGAAGCUGCUGCUUUAUUCACUGACACAAUUAUUUGUCCAUGACAUCUGAUUUAUCAAAAUCAAUCAAUUAAAAAUCCCCACAAAUGGCAGAACAGAAUGGACAGAUAGGACGGUGUCAUAGACACCGAGAAUUAAAACAUUGAGAAAAAAAAAAUCAUCGAUUCAAGGAGAAACAUCAGUUAUCCGUGUGAUCCACAUAAUCAGUGAAUAUAUAACACUCACGCAUAAGAAAUAACUUAUCACAUAAAAUUGAUAAUCAAGUGUUAACAAUAGUUUCGCAUCCCUAAUCUCCCUGCUUACACCUUCCGAGCCAUGUGAUUCGAACAAUAGCUCCUAUUCACAUGACUUAAUCCAUUGUGCACCCAUAAACAAACGCGUUAUCGCCUUUAACUUUAUAGUUUUUUAGUAACUCAACGGGUUAACACAAUCUGUGAAUAUCCGACGCACGCGAUACCGUCAUCUUUAUACACCCACACAAAAGCUGAGCUGUUCACCACUCAUAUCAACCUGUUCACCCAUCACUGAUGUUUCUCCUCAAUAUUAAAUAAAGAACGCGUGUGUAGCGUUUAUCCAUUACAGUAUUGUAAGCCUAAGUAUUACACGGCCUACACGAGGGCAACGUGUGCCUAUCCGUUCAGCAUGUCCACUAAUUGUCAACGCCUGUAUUUUCUGUAUGAUUGUGCAUGAUGAAACAAGUAUUUAUUUGUUAAUCUUAUCGAUCCGUUGGUGUGCAUACACUUAGCUCCUUGAAGACUGACAACGCCUCAAAUAACUGAUAGAUUAUACGGCAGUUGAUGUAAUCAAUUUGUUUUUUUUUCUCUCCUUUUUUUUAAGAACCGACUAAAUUGUGUUCACAACGGAUAGAUUUGAGAUGAUUCGAGAAAUUAAUGGAGUGAUUAUUGAACGCGUGAUAGCAGCAAUGAUUACUUAGAUGAUUGAAGUGAAUUAAUAUUCACGAGAAUGCUAGAUCAAUACAGUAUAACAGUUAUUUAGGCUCCAACUAUAGAUAGAAAAUAGACAAAAUGACAACACUGCGAAAUCACUCUUUUCAUUUUUUUUUCUUUAUUUUCCAUUUUUAUUCACCCUAUCCAUUCAAUCCUCCAUUCCACUGCGUAUUUUACUGAAGGCCAACCCGAAAUCCCAUACACUCCUCGUACCUUUCAUGAUUUUUUAGUUAUUACUUUUCAUUUUCUCGUUCUCCCAUUUUGCCGAAUUGCAUUAUCAAUGCGCGCGGAGAAGAAUAGGGAAAAAAAAUUCAAUUGAAAUUAUUAAAUUGAAUAAUAACAGGGGAAAAGCUGCAGUUAUUGAAACACGUCUUUGUAAAUAAAAGAAUAAACGAAUCAGUAAUUAAUAAGAGACUAAGAAGACGAUUAAGAGAUGGGGAAAAUGUAUAUUAAGAUUCAUAGCAAGUAUUAAAUAGGUUUCUAAUAAUGGUUUAUAUAAAAGUGGAUGUACGUUGAUGUCUAAGAUUUUUAACACAAUGAAGAGAAAACCACAAAGUGAUUAUUAUAAUCGGUUGUAUUUUUUUUUCAAAUCCACAAUGAUAGAAAGACGUAAGAGGGGAGAAUUCAUGAAGAUUAAUGUGGAUAAUUAAAUUUUGUCAGGGCACUGGUAUUUGAUCUCGGCCUCAGAAAUUGAUAGAGUGAAUAACAAUUCUAGUCAAACUCUAAACGAACGAUUUCUCAUCAAAUCACGAGUCAAUAAAAUUCCAUUAUCGAUUCGGUGUGCAUAUUCGAUGAAAAAAAAAAAACAAGUCUCGAAUAUUUCGUGCACUCUUUUAUUAAUUUUCCGUUAAAUCGUACUAUUUACCCCGAUAUAAACAGUAUACUAAUAAGACGUCGGCAUAUCGGCUUACAGGUUUAUUCAUACAAUGCAUACAAAGUACAGUAGAACUCAUAAACAGUAGACCAUUCGUAGCGCAAUAGUAAAUUAAUGAAAAGAAAAAAAAAACAGAAAAAAUAAUCAUGAAACUUCACAGAAACAAACCGAUACUAUAAAGCAUAGCAACGUCUUGUACUUACACUGAUUAAACUGGAAUACACUGAAUUCAACAUAUACUGCACUGAUAUAUCGACGCGUCACAACAGCAGAAUAGAAAAUCACAAGGGAGGAUAUUUGAAAGAUGAAAAAUUCAUUCAUUUCAGACAAAUUCCCAUCUCGGGUUUUGUCCUAUAUUAAAUAUUGUACUGUACGCAGUAGCGUAUACCAAUGGUAUAAAGAAAGUAAAGAAAUAUGAACGAUAUCUAUAAAGAAGAAAAUUUAUGGGAUGCCAUACGUCAGACGAAAAUUGAAUCAACUUGAAAAAUGGCUCGUAAUCGUGGAGCCCGAAAGUAAGUGAAAGAAAACUCGAAAUAUAUUAAUUAGUACAAAGAGAUACUUUAUGGCACGAAGUGUACGUAUGAUUUUUUUUUUCUUCUCUUCACUACUGAUGCUUUGUAGAUUCGCCACUAAUUAUUAUUUUUAUUUUUCAUUUGAAGAUCAAAUUUAGAGGAAAUAAAUUUUUUAAUGGUCAAUACGAACGUCAUUUUCUAAGGUAAAUGUCCGUAAAGAACGAAAAAAAAAAUUAUAUUAGUCCAUAUAAAAUGUACAUGUACAUACACUUGAUAUAUGUACAUAAUAUAGAGUUGAAAGUGCCAUAGAAAUUAACGAACAUGAAUUUUUGGAAUACUACUAAUGAGAAAAAUAAUAAUUAGCAAUUAAAAUACACAUGAGAAAAUGUUCAUUACGAGUUUUUGUAUCAUUAUUCGUGCUCAAAAGGGGGAAAAUUUCAAUAUUUUUCCAGUAAGCAUUGACGCAUAAAAAAACGCUUAAAUUCGACUGACAAUUCAUUAUCACCCCAAUAUCAACGAAUUUUUGAUGUGUAAAAAUUAAUUGACCUGUUAUAAUUGUUAUACGACAAAGCAAAUACGUCCUUUUUCGAGUUUUUUUAUUCUGCAUCUGUUGGAGAGGGAGGAGGGGCGAGUAUUUAAUCGGGGCGAUGUAACAACUGUUUUGUAACGUUCAACGUCAUUCAGCGAUGUCAAUAGUUUAUUUCUCAAAUUGCUUGGUCCGUAAAAAAUAAUGAACAGAGAAAAAAAAAGGGAAUAAACUCCGUGAAUGAAAGAGACGUUUUUCAUUCGCAAUCUUUCUUUUCUGCAAUUAGCGUAUAUACUUGGAAAGCACAAUCACAGCGAAGAAACGAAAUUCAAUAAGAGGGAAAAAUAAAAAUCACGGAGAGCCUGCACACUAAUCGUCUUAAUUACCUAACGACAACAAAGCACGAUAAAAAAAAAGGAAAUAAAAUACUCAUGAUUGUACUGAUUGUUGAACGUGGCUAAAAAAUAGUAAUUAAAAUAGGUCGUUUAAGAGAGUAUGCAUACAGUGCGAGCCCUUAUAAGCCGCCACUAAAACGAAAAACGCGCGUGCUUACUGACAAUGGCCUACUAAAGAAUCGAAAAAUCACGAGAACGCGAGGAAUUAAUACUGAAGACGAGAAAAAAUUAUCGCUUACUAAGCACACGCGUUUUCACUGACGAUAAUUAUUGUUAUACAUGAAAUUAAAAAAAAAAUCGAAACGGUGUGGUAUACAAGACUAAGAACGAGACCUAAAAGUGGGACAUAAUAUUUUAUAACUCAACUUUUGUACAGAAUAAAUAAAUACUUGU
Molecule: messenger RNA, 8462 nt
Organism: Fopius arisanus
Lineage: Eukaryota; Metazoa; Arthropoda; Insecta; Hymenoptera; Braconidae
Gene: Ephrin
Product: ephrin
Exons: 6
Coding region: 2113-3117 (334 amino acids)
Biological process (GO): ephrin receptor signaling pathway; axon guidance
Cellular component (GO): plasma membrane
Molecular function (GO): ephrin receptor binding
Source: RefSeq, a predicted model, not a curated record